This is a messenger RNA of Magnolia sinica, 1362 nucleotides long. Its product is annotated as transcription factor bHLH35-like. The record is from RefSeq and is a predicted model, not a curated record. Gene Ontology annotation, molecular function: sequence-specific DNA binding; protein dimerization activity; DNA-binding transcription factor activity. Bases 89 to 823 code for a protein of 244 amino acids. Gene Ontology annotation, biological process: regulation of DNA-templated transcription. Lineage: Eukaryota; Viridiplantae; Streptophyta; Magnoliopsida; Magnoliales; Magnoliaceae. The transcript has 5 exons. Gene Ontology annotation, cellular component: nucleus.
CCUGCUGGAAGAAAGCACUCCUGAGUCUCCAACAACAACUGAGAAGGGAAUAUACUCCUGAGUCUCCAACAACAACUGAGAAGAGGAUAUGGAGAACAUCGAUGAAUACAACUCCUAUUGGGAAACUAAGAUGUUCCUACAAAACGAAGAAUUUGACAGUUGGGGAUGGGAUGAAGCGAUAUCAGGGUACUAUGAUUCAAGUUCUCCCGAUGGAGUGGCAUCUUCGACAUCGGCUAAAAACAUUAUGUCGGAGAGAAAUAGGAGGAAGAAGCUCAAUGAAAGGCUCUUUUCACUUCGAGCGGUGGUCCCCAACAUCACUAAGAUGGACAAGGCAUCGAUAAUUAAAGACGCAAUCGAUUAUAUUCAAGAGCUUCAUGAGCAAGAGAGAAAGAUUCAGGCCGAGAUCACCGAACUCGAGAAUUGCAAGCAUAAAAAAAUGCCCAAUUGUGAUGUGGACCGAGAUAUUACGUCCCUUUCAAGAUUGAAGAAGAAGAAAAUGGAUCAAUGCCGCGAGCAGGGUAUCGUUGGAGGAUCGCGAGUGCCUACCAUUGAGGUUUUGGAACUUAGGGUUUCUGAAGUGGGAGAGAGGACCUCAGUUAUAAGCAUUACAUGCAAUAAGAAGACAGAUACAAUGGUGAAGCUUUGUGAGGUUUUUGAAUCUCUGAAGCUAAAAAUCAUCACAGCAAACAUCACUGCCUUCUCUGGCAGGCUUUUAAAGACCAUUUUCGUGGAGGCUGACGAAGGAGAGAAAGCUCAGUUGAAAGCGAAGAUUGAAACCGCUUUAGCAGAUCUGGACGCACCAAAAAGCUCUAUGCGCUUUUAGCUGAAGAACGAGAGGAAUGGACGGUCAUGAUGCAUUAGAAAUUGAAUAAAUGUCCUAGUGCGUCUGUACGUACAAGUGUGGCCAGUGGAUUCGUGAUCCGGACCGUUCAUCUGAAUGGAACCAUCUCAGAUUAGGCAUGAUUAAAAAAUCUGCCGGUUUGAAAAUCUUAACCCUUUGACCAGGGUUUGCAAAUAAUGGCCGACAGAAAUACAAUGACCCUUCAAACAAAAGAUAUAAUUGGGCACUAUGGUCUCAACAACCGUCCAUGGGCCAAUCAGAUCAACGGUCUGGAUGGCUGAGCCACGGGCUAUGUUUGUCCCCAGUAGACGCAUCAGGACCCUAGAGUUUCUCUUCAUCGAGUGUAUGGAUGCUCGUAUUUGUCUACUAACUUGUUACGAGGAGCCUCUGUUUUCUAUUAUUUAGCUUGAAAUAAUCAUGUAGAUGAACGGCUCUCGUGACUUGUGUUGUUGCUGUGGUCCACUUAUAUAUACUCGAGCAUUCUUAAUUAAUUCACGCGGCCUGGCAUUGGAUUUUUAUUU